Molecule: messenger RNA, 2263 nt
Organism: Haliotis rubra (blacklip abalone)
Lineage: Eukaryota; Metazoa; Mollusca; Gastropoda; Lepetellida; Haliotidae
Exons: 7
Coding region: 120-1676 (518 amino acids)
Cellular component (GO): extracellular region
Molecular function (GO): chitin binding
Source: RefSeq, a predicted model, not a curated record
CAGAAAAGGUGAUAUAUCUUGGCUGACAGGGAAAAACUAACUGUUAACACAAAGUAUGAAACUCCCAGACAUCUCUUGGACGGCUAGUGUCGCCUACAGCACGGAAAGGGCUAGAUUGUAUGUCGGACAAAAUGGACCACCAAAACGGCAAGCCAGCGUGGAUUAGUUUCUUUGACGGGGAUGUGUACCAUCAAUAUCAGUCUUUUGUCCGAACAAGGGAUUUUAACAAGAUCCUCCAAACACAACGAGCCGAGGAUUCGUCCAAACUGCAGGAUCUCAAACCCUGGCCUCAACAGGAAGUGGCGUCACAUCCAGCAGACGAUCCAAUCACAAACCCGGAUGCAGAAUACUCGGAGAUCCCUGCAGACAGAACACUUCCGCCCGACGUCAUCUUCCCUUCAGCCGAGGAAGCUAAGGCUCGACGAAAAAGAACUCGAACAUACGUUCUACUCGGUAUCCUCGUCAUGUCCCUAGUCGCCAUGUUGGUGGCUCUGCUGCUUCACUUUCAUCUUCAAAAAUCUCUGUUUGGGAGCGCUUCCCUCACGGGUGGUGGAACAACGCCCUUGCCCCCGGGCUUUGGAAGAACCAGCUCCCUCCAGGCCACGGACAGGUCGGGUGCAAAUACGAAGAAUGCAGCUUUUUUCCAUCAUCCUGAUCCUAAUUUUCUGAAAACUAUAUCCCGGGACGCCAACAAAGUCAUCGGUGACUUACCUCCCUUUGAGCCUGCCAAGUUCCCCAAUGACGUCACCAUGAUCCCCACAUCCGGAAUCGAGGCUUCAGUUUUCGGCAAGAGGCCAGCUCCUAUCACCAUGGCAACCCCCAAUGUUGUGUCCACGCUAUUGGAGCGGGAACUGCAGCUCAAGUGCCUGAUCCGUGGAGAGGGAGACUGGCAAAGUUUGGCCAUUGUCAGACUGGCAGAUACGGGGACAGGGGACACGCUGGAGGUGGCCAAGUUUUCUACAACACCUGAUGCAGCAUCUGGAGCAAGAACCGACCGGAGGGUCAAAUAUGACGUCAGAAAGUCCGGAAAUGACGUCACGUUCAUUGUGACAAUUUCCCAUCCAGUGUGCAGCGAUGACGGGUUUUACCAGUGUGUGGUGACCUUGACCCCGGGGGUCGUGAUGACCUCAAGGUUCAGAGUAACUCUCUCUUCUCCCUCCCAGGGCCCCGUGCUGCACGUGCCAGACGAGAUAGUGGAGGACAAACCUACCCGGUUGAAGACCACCUGGGAUGCCGGAAAUCCAGAAUUCAAUGGAAUCUUAGAAUGGGACAUUUUGGACAACAACACCUGGUCAGAGUUGUCCUACACUGAGUACCAACAAACACAAACUCGAACCAACUGCUCCACGAUCAUAGAGAGUCAGUUCCUAGUGACGCCCAAACUGGCGUGGAAUGCGACAAGGAUUCGGGCGAGUGUUAUUCCCACCCCUUCGUUUAUGGACACGGCGGACACAGCGGCUGGUGUCAGUCUGGAAUCUCAACAUGAGGAAAUACUAGUAGUGCCAGCUGACGUGUGUAACGGUUCAAGUAACGGGACGUUCAUCAGCCAUCCGUACACCUGUCACAAGUUCAUCAGGUGCAUCGACAACGACAUCUUGGUGUUUGUUUGCCCAUCUAACCUCUGCUUUGACCUUGACCCCGAGACAUGUGUCAAAGCAUCUGAUCACGUGGUAUAGUCUACACAUCCUUAACACUCAAGAACAUCAACGAACACCGGCUAUUACAUACGUUGGCAAAGAUCUGUAUGCCUUAAAAUGUCCGGCGAUGCUUUGUCAGUACUCGUCAGAAAUCAGCAGUACUCGUCAGAAUAAGAGCGACAUCCCAUCAACUCAUCCCUGAAGACCUUAUCAGCUUUAAGUGAUGACUAUGUACUAUAUAGGAGAAGGUUGUAGUGAUGACUAUAUACCUAAGAGAAAGUUGUAGUGAUGACCUGUGUUCCAGUCAUACAAUUCCCACCGUCACUGUGCCUGUUAUGCCCAAUGGAGUGUAUUUAGGCGGAUAAUCCAAACUGGUCAUUCUCUGACUUUGACGUAUAUUUACAUCACAUAACAUAUUGCUGCAGUGUUUGUCUAAGUGUGGCCAGUUUUACCAUUUCUUUUAUGCAACUUGUACAACAAACACGUUCAUUUCAAAGUGGUAACAUGGACUUUAGGGUUGGGCAACAUUGACAUCUUAUGUAGACUAACAUAUAGUCUCUGUAAUGAACAUGUUGUACAAGAAAAAAACUGUUCAUAAAAAAUAAUCAUUAAAUUGAUGAAAAGGA